GCAGCUAAAACAAUAGUCUUCUUAACGCUUUCAGUUAACUACUUUCAAUUGAUUUCUGCCGCAAAAAUGAACAAUAAAAUCUGUUUAUUAUUUAUCGUUGUCGUGUGCUUCACCGCUGCCGUAUCAGCUAAGCCGCAGAGAGGUGGGAGUUGUGGCCCAAAUCAAGAAUUCACCAACUGUGGCAGCGCCUGUCCACCCAAAUGCGGUGACGGUAAUGGUCCGACGAUUUGCACGCUACAAUGUAUAAUUGGAUGCCAAUGUAGGCGUGGUUAUUUGCUGAACUCUGCUGGGCAGUGUGUCGAACCAAGAAAGUGCUAGACCACAACAAAAGUGUUCAAAAGAUGUGAGUUACGACGUGAACAAAGAAGUUAUAAGUUUAUGCAAUGAAAUUAAUUAUGAAACUGAUUUGUGAAUAAAAGAAAAUGAGGGCAAUUUUUUUAA
Anastrepha ludens (Mexican fruit fly) is the source of this 441-nucleotide messenger RNA. Its product is annotated as chymotrypsin inhibitor-like. The transcript has 2 exons. The record is from RefSeq and is a predicted model, not a curated record. Lineage: Eukaryota; Metazoa; Arthropoda; Insecta; Diptera; Tephritidae. Bases 67 to 318 code for a protein of 83 amino acids.